CACUGUAGAACUGGCAAGAACAUGCAUAGGAACACCAUAUUACCUGUCACCAGAGAUCUGUGAAAAUAAACCAUACAAUAACAAAAGUGAUAUUUGGGCCCUAGGGUGUGUUCUGUAUGAAAUGUGCACUCUUAAGCAUGCAUUUGAGGCUGGCAACAUGAAGAACUUGGUUCUUAAGAUAAUUCGUGGGUCGUACCCUCCUGUGUCUUGUCACUACUCCCAAGAACUGCGAUCUCUCCUUGCACAGCUGUUUAAACGCGACCCUCGAGAGCGACCCUCAGUCAACAGCAUACUGGACAAACCUUUCCUCUCCUGCAGGAUUGAGAAGUUUCUCACACCACAGAUCAUUGCUCAGGAAUUUCGCCAUACUUUUCUUCACAAGCAGCCUAAAUCUGGUGUGGCACAGGUGCCAUCAGCCUCAGCCCAGAAGAUUACAAAACCAGCCGCCAAAUACGGAGUGCCUUUAACUGUGAGGAAGGUCCCAGAUGGAGCCAGAAAGCCUGCAGACAAGAAACCAGCUGGAAAACACAAACCGGCCCUUCUCCCAGCAACCCCCCAGAGAAGAGUGAGUCAAGUGGAAGAAGAGAGGAAAAAACACGAGGAUGGCAUCAGAAAGAAGAGGAUGGAGAUGAUCGAGAAAGAAAGGAAACAGAGAGAGCAGAUGUUCAUGUUGAAAGCGGAGCAGAUGAAGAGAUAUGAAAAGGAAAAGAUCAAUCGAAUAAACCAAGCUAGAGAACAAGGCUGGAAGCAUGUCUUGAGUUCUAGUGGAGGUAGCAGCCCAGAGAGAAAGUGUUUUGUAGGAGGUGGAAAGAGAGGUGCACAUGUUGCUGCUGUUCAGGGUUCUACUCUAGCUCCUCUCCCUGGUAAAAGCUCUUAUGAACACUACCAUGCAAUCCUCGACCAAAUGGCUAGACCGACGCCUAAAGAUGUCAGCAGGGAGAGCUCCUCAGCUGGACCUUGCAGUCCCAUUCGUGUACCAGCUGCUGCAGGCACAGUGCUUCCUAACGGCCCUGCUCGACGACUCGACCCUGACUUAAUCAAGAGAGAACUCCACAGGCUGCAGCAUGUUUCCAAACAAGCCCAUAUUAGCAGGCAGCGCGGUCAAAUGGCAGUUGGGCGGGCCUUUCAAGUUGAGGAGUUUUUGCAGCGGAGGAGGGAAGCUAUGCUCAACAAAGCCCGUGCUGAAGGACAGCUGGGUACUCGGCAAAACCUGGCAGCAAUCUAUGGAGGCCGGGCUGGUGGUGUUCGGUGCAGGAGGUCUAAACCCAACAAAGAGGAGGAGGAGUACUUGGCAAGGCUCAGACAGAUCCGCUUGCAGAACUUCAAUGAGCGCCAGCAGAUCAAAGCUCGACUCAGAGGAGAGAAGUAUGAUAGCGAUGGUUCUGACAGCCAGGAGUCCAGUGAGGAGGCCGAGCUCAGGAGAAAGAAGAUAGAGGCUUUAAAAGCACAAGCUAAUGCCCGUGCAGCUCUUCUGAAAGAGCAGCUAGAGAAGAAGAGGAGAGAAGCAUAUGAGCGAGAGAAAAGGGCAUGGGAGGACCAUCUUGCAGCACGAGGGGUCAAAGGUGGCAUGGCGGGAGCAAAUAUAGUGGCCUCAGAAGCAGUAUCGUCUACCUCUGAUAGUCCUCUUCCACAGCCAGGCCCCUCUCAGCCAGAACCAGCUGCCAAAACUCCAGCCCUGCCUACACCCAAACCCUCCACCCCAGCUAUAUCCAUGACUGCUGCCCUAAAGAACGUUGGAGCAAUGACGCCACUAAAGGAGAGCUUGCCUGAACCAGAGUCUGCAACCAUGAUCCAGAGUGAGAAGAAGCAGAUUCUGCGCAGACUUAACCAGAACCUUAAAGCUCAAAGCCCAGUGGAGGAGGUGGAGGAGUCUCCUUCGGCCCCAGCAGAAUCAAGUCCUGCUCCAACCCAAAACCAGUCUGAUACAGACAAGCGCCCCUCUUCCAAUGAAGACCGGAAGAAGUGGGAAGCAGCAGAGCUACCUGUACUUCCCGUGGCUCAGCAAACUUUAGAGGAAACGUGUGCCACAGCAAGCCCCACUUCAGCAUCUCCAGAUGGUAGGCCGUCCUCUGGUGGUGACAGGAAGAAGUGGGAGGCAGGAGUUCCACUUGUCCUUUCUGCAGCUCAGCAAACUCUAGAGGAUACAUCCCUCAUGACCAUUGAGCAAACAGCGGGCGAAGUUAUACAGAUGGCUGUGCUACAGGAAGAUGCUCCCAGGAAGAUGUGGGGAGCAAGUCCAGACUCUCAGGUGCUGAAGGUACUUAAGGAGGCAGAACUUCAGCCACUCACCCAGCCACUGGAGACUCUCACCAUAUGUGAGGACGAGUCUUCUAGUCCUGUUAAAUUAAACCAGAUGACAGCAGAAGCUGGCAUUGUGAAGAUACCUAAAGAAGUGUUACCCCCUGUAGUGGCUGAGAGUCCUACAGCUACAGAUGUGGCCUCACAUCAAGAAAUCUCCAUGGCUGCUGCAAUAGAGAGCCCAACACUGCCAACCAGCGUUACUGAGACUCAGGAUCCAGCAGACUUGGAGUCGGUGUUUUUAGAGGAAACCCCUAAACAGGCCUCACAUCCUCCAAGCAGUGUGCAGCAGGCUUGGGAGAAGGAAGGCCAACAGCAAAUGCCAGCAGAGGGCGAUAUAAGACCAACAGGCAACAAAGAGGCUGAGCAGAGUGCAGACAAAGCUCCUGAGCCAUCAGCUCAGCAUGAGGAGCCCCUAUUUAUGAAACUGUGUUCCCCGGCCCACCGACGCACUGCCGCCCUCGCUAUCCUCUCAGCCCAGUCCUCCAUGGAUGAAUCAUCCUCCUCUCUGGCCUCUCGCUCACGCUCUGUCUCACCUCUACGCUCCAAACACCAGAAUGCACUCCUCAUUGGUCUUUCUACAGGCAUGUUUGAUGCCAACAACCCCAAGAUGCUGCGGACAUGCUCUCUACCAGACCUGAGUCGACUCUUCAGCUCUCAGCAGGACGUUACAGUGACUGGCGAGGCUAACGUUGCUCCAGACAACAACCUGGAAAUUGAGGACCUGGAUGAGGCAGGAAAAGAUGAUGACCAGUCUGAGACAGAGGAUGCUUAUGAAGAUGAAGAUCUGCGUGACAUCAGGGCAUCCAUGGAGAGACUGCUGCAAGAGGAGGUUGGAGCUGGCGACUUUAAUGGAAACCCUCCUGAGAGCAGAGACCAGGAGCUUUUCAACAGGAUCGCAGCUGAAAUCGAUCAGGACAACAAUCGGAUGGCGUUAGACGAUGAUGAGGAUGAAGAUGAGGAUGAAGAAGAGGAAGAUGAUGAAGGCGAUGAGGAGGAAGAAGAGGAAGCGGAGGAGGAAUGCUCAAAUGGAAGUCCUGCUGAUGAGGAGGCAGGGGAAUUGCUUACCAAUGGUGUGGGAGAGGAGAACCACAGUAAUAACAGGCAGCUCAAUGAAGAAUGGCAUUCGGAUGGCAGCGGAGAGGAGCAGGGUGGAGAGAUGGAGCAUCAUGACAGCAUCUUCAGCCGUCUGGAAGAGCUUCGGUUCAACCUGGAGCAGCAGAUGGGUUUUGAGAAGUUCAUUGAGGCCUACAAUAAGAUUAAGGCCAUACAUGAAGAUGAGGACGAGAAUAUUGACCUGGGCUCCAGUUUGGUCCUAAGCAUUCUAGGAACUGAGCACCAGCAUCUGUAUCCCAACAUCCUUCAUCUAGUGAUGGCAGAUGGCGCUUAUCAAGAAGAUAACGAUGAGUAAUGUUUCGUGCAAUGGAGCUGCUGGCAGCUUUGACAAUCUGCUAGCAAUCUGAUGUCUUCCUGUGACACACACGAUCGGCAGAAGGAUCUAUGCAUGAAGUGUCCCAGCCUCACAUCUAACAGUGUUUCAGGCACACUUGCAUGAUGUAUAACUAAUACACUCAAGACUGUACUUCAUACUUUGACUAUCAACACCUGACACUCUUUUCUAACCAGUGGUCUUUCAAAAGUGCAUUAUGGAAAAAGACAUGUGUUGUUGUUAACCAAAGUUUACUGCAAAAUCAAGUAAAUGUUUCGUCCACAUCUGUGAGUGAAAGACGCACAUGGGUUGUCACGAUUAAAAGCAUAGACUUUGUUGUGUUUAACAUUGUUGUUGGUUCAGUUGGACUCUUUGGUGGAUGAAGAUCUGGUCCUCUCAGGUGCUCUCUUUCUGUCCCAUCCUCAACCACAGCUUCAGAACUUUAACCAGGUCAGGAUUUUAUUCAAAACCAGUUCAGCCUCUUUUUCUUGUGAUUGUUGUCACCAAAUAAGAAGUUAAAUAAUAUCUAAGGCAUUUUCCAUGUUUCGUACUGCUUGGAUUAAAUUAAGCAAAGUUAAACAUUUUUGUGAGUGAGACUGUUGUAUAUGUUGCCAAGGAACUGUAGCAAGACUGUGGUUGGUGUGACGAGUGGAGCAGGUCAGAGUUGUACUGAUGAUAUAACUUGUCAUAUCGACGCUAACAGUAAAUCAUUUUUGUUUCUAAAUUUAAAUACUGCAGAACUUUAUAUGAAAUAAAAACCUUUUUUAAAGAAGUUGAAGAGUUAUUCUAUUUCUUCCCACAAAGAAGGGUUUAGACAGCAGACAUCAGGCUUGUGAUUUAACUGCCUUACAAUUUUUUAUUUUUUUUUAUUUUAAAGGUUGAGUUAGAUUGUUUUAAACAAACAAAUUAACAAAUUAAUUUUUGAAAUCUGGUAAAAACGACUUCUUUGAAAUUUGGUGACAUCUUUGACCACAAGGUGGCAGCAUUUUAGCAAAAGGUUCCACCCAACCAACAUAGAUUAGAUUCUUUGUUAGAAAUUAUCUAUUGCUACCCAAAAGAGAACUUUUAAUUCAUGCUUUCCACAAACUAAGUUGGCUAAUUAUGGCUAUAAAAUGUUACAUGACCUCAUUUUAACUUCAGUUGUUAUCUCUGCUACAAAAUACUCAUCUUGGAUGUAACAUCAUAGCUUUUUGUUUCUUUAUAUUUUGUUAGUAGUUUUAAUUAAUUGAAACUUCUGUAAAAAGCUUUCAAAAUAUUCCUAAAGGCAGUUUUUGUAAUUAUGUUGUGCAGGUAGGCCUUUGCCUUUUGCCAGGUUACAGUUGUUAAUAAGAAUGACUGACUCACUGCACCAUCUCCUGGUACAGAUUGGUAUUACAUGAAAGUACAGCCUGGCCCUGGCUUCAUUUAAGUUGGUUUCUCUUCAGUGCAGUACAUGGAUGUUUUGUGAGACUUGGUACAUUUAGGUUUUAAACAAAUCGGUGUACAACAAGUAACUCACAGCCCCCAACAUUUUACAUUAUUUUUUAAAUGUAAUGUGUGUUUAUUUAUUUUUUCCUAAAACAAUCUUUAGAUUAGAAAUGUGGUUGUGGAAAGAGAAUCAUUCUACUUUUCACAGGUUAUUGGAUGACUGUGCCACUGGUGAGGACACAAGGCUAUUUUCAGCUACAGCCUGUUUCAACGGACCACUAACCCUUCCUGUCAGCUAGCAAGAUUUAUUUGAACUCGUGAUCCCUGUGGAAUAAUAUAACACGAGGCAGUGUUCUAAGACCACAUCUCAUUUACCAUGACAGGAGACUUCGGUAUGUGUCCUAUAGUAUGGGUUGGAGUAUUCUUGAGUAGCUGACCUACAGUGCCAUCCUUUCAUUAAGAAAAAAAAAUGGUCUCAUACGAUUUCACCAGUAGUUCUAGGUCCCUAUGUUUUUAUUUGUCUGUAGUUAACAUAUCUCAGGUUUGAACUCGUCAGCCCUGUCAGGACAAAGCAAUGAAUUAUAUUUUGAUUAGUGCCACUAGUAUUGAAGUAAAAGUCAGCCUGGUGAUUAGGCCAGAAACUGAGCUGAGAAUCUUCACAUCUCUACAAGAUGUUGCUUUUAUAAAUUAAAUCUUUCCUAGCCGGUGAUGAAGGACUGAACACUGAUUUCUGACACCAGCCCUAACAUAAAUAUCACACUACUUAAACUGCAAUAUGUCAUUGCCCUGCAUAUGUUUCAAAGCUGAGGCAUGCAAAGAGGGUUACACAUUGGAUUUCAUGUUCAAAUAAUACACAGAUAUCCAGUGGAUUAAAUUCUCUUUACAUGCAUUUAUUCCUUUUUUUAUUUUGCUUUUUUUUUUUAACUGAAAUUAAUCUGAAGUUUGAGUCUUUGCACAUAAAUGCUGCACUUAUAUGUGGGUUUAAGCCUCUAAAUAUAUUUAGACCUUUAGUCAAGGGCCCGACAGGAGCAGCUCUUAACGCCCUUAAAUGACUUCAUUCACUAUUUAUACUGCUCGGUGUCAUUGUGCUUGUUUGUUGUUCCAUAUCUGAUUUAGUUAUUCUGUUUUAACUCCCACCAUGUGGCUUGUAUUAUGCAUGGGUGGUUGUUUUAUCUCUGUAGUGAUUAGCAUUUUUACUUGUUAAGAGAGACAUAUAUAGUACAUGAAGGCAAGCAACUGUCAGUAUAAUCAGAGCAUGAGGGACUUUGAAACAGCACUUAUGGCUUUCUUUUAGAUAUAAGCGCAUUAUAGGCUCAGUGUGAAGUCUUGGUACAGCAAAUCUAAUUUUAGGUCUUGCAAACAUAGAAUUGUCAGAAAGUCACUUUAAAGUUUUGCCUUUAUCUCUUCGGGUUUGUGGUUAUGAGGUCUGUUAAGUAUCACAGCUGCAGUAAAAUGUAUGGUGGCCCAGUGAUGCCAAAAUGCAACAUCCAAUUUCUUUAUUGCAAAAUUGAAUUUGGGGUUGCAGGGACGGCGGGUGUGGGAGCCAUCCAAGCUGUUAUAGUGCAAAAGGCUGGUACACCCUGGACAGGUCAUAGCUCGCCAUAGGGCGAAUCCAAAGACAGACAAUCAUUCACGUUCAGAUUCACACCUGCAGACAAUUUAGAACCAGUUAACCUAAAAUGAACCAUCCAUCGAUUCUCUUCCACUUAUCCUUAACAGGGUCGCAGAGGUGCUGGACCUUAUCCCAGCCACCGUGGAGCGAAAGGCGGGGUACAAGCUAGACAAGUCACCAAGCUGAUGUAGGGCUAACACAGAGAGACAGACAACCUUUCGCACUUAUGGACAAUUUAGAGUUACCAGUUAACCUAACCCUACUAAGUGCAUGUCUUUGGACAGUGGGAGAGAGCCAGAGAACCUAGAGAGAAUCCAAGGAAAACUCCACUCAGAAGGGCCCCAGCCAGCUGGUGGGUUCAAACCCACAACUUUCUUGCUAUGAGGCGACAGUACUGACCACACCACUGGGCCACCCACAGAAGAAGAAAAAACACAUUUCAGGAAAUACAACAUAACAGAAAACACCACAAAACUACCCAAAAC
This is a messenger RNA of Haplochromis burtoni (Burton's mouthbrooder), 7231 nucleotides long. It is a transcript of the gene nek1, whose product is annotated as NIMA-related kinase 1. Gene Ontology annotation, biological process: protein phosphorylation. Gene Ontology annotation, molecular function: protein kinase activity; ATP binding. The record is from RefSeq and is a predicted model, not a curated record. Lineage: Eukaryota; Metazoa; Chordata; Actinopteri; Cichliformes; Cichlidae.